Messenger RNA from Rhincodon typus (whale shark), 1114 nucleotides. Its product is annotated as fatty acid-binding protein, liver. Gene Ontology annotation, molecular function: fatty acid binding. The transcript has 4 exons. Bases 107 to 508 code for a protein of 133 amino acids. Gene Ontology annotation, cellular component: nucleus; cytosol. The record is from RefSeq and is a predicted model, not a curated record. Gene Ontology annotation, biological process: fatty acid transport. Lineage: Eukaryota; Metazoa; Chordata; Chondrichthyes; Orectolobiformes; Rhincodontidae.
UGCAGGAGCUUAAAAAGCCGGAGGGCUGGCAGCGUGGAUCGCUGAAGGGGAUUUAGGGUGCAGUUGUUGUUGGAGUCUGCAAUUGUAAUCAGCAAGAAGAGGAAAAAUGGUUGAAGCAUUUCUUGGGAGUUGGAAAUUGCAAACGAGCGAAAACUUCGACGAGUACAUGAAAAAUCUCGACGUGAGUCUGGUGCAAAGGAAAAUUGCUGCCACUGUAAAACCCAAGACUAUCAUUUCUGUGGACGGCGACGUAAUCACUAUAAAAACCGAGAGCGCAUUUAAAAGCACAAACAUCCAAUUCAAGCUGGCCGAGGAAUUUGAUGAAACCACUGCAGACAAUAGGACAACCAAGACUACUGUGACAUUGGAAAACGGCAAACUAGUCCAAACGCAGCGGUGGGAUGGAAAAGAGACAACACUGGUUAGAGAAUUGCAGGAUGGCAAACUGAUUUUGACUUGCACCAUGGGUGAUGUGGUGUGCACCAGAGAAUAUGCGAGGGAACAGUGAGUGAUGAUGAACAAGGAAGAUGAAUUCCAUUCAAAACUUCCAUUUUGCUGCUUUUUCUACUGGACCUUCCUGUAGUAUUAUGCAUCAUUAGGACUGUUCUGUCUUCAUGGCAUUUGCUGAGUAAAGUCAACUUUGCAAGUUAAUGACACUUUAACAAAUAUAGUGCCAGGUUGUUGUCAUAACAGUUUGAUUUAACUCAAUACUGCUAUUGCAAAAGGUUUGUUUAUCUAAAUAACAAAUGGACAGACUGUCUGGAAAGAAAAAUGCACAUGUUUAGUUUUUUUAGUCUUGUAUUACUUUCCAAUGCAUAUGUUUUGGACUAAAUGCAUUUUUCCUCUUUAAAAAAAAAAGUGGUGUGACUAUUCAAAUGGUGUUUAAUUAUGUCUGUGUUUGUCAUACUACAAUGAUAGCUUGCUUUACAGACUACAGAUAGUCUGUUGUCUGUCUGAAAUUUUGCUGUUGUAUUUUCUUUGAAGGAAAGAGUGCCUUUUUCUGCAGUAUUGAGACCUUUUGAAAUGGUGCAGCCUUUGGAUAAAGAACAGCCCUAUGUACAAUGAGUGCAAAGAUUCAAAUUUUGGCAACUAUAAUUAAAAAGUGUGUACUACA